AUGUAUUCUGCUGCUAAACAAAAAGUAAUUAGCAAAUGACUUUUGAUUAUCGUUUCUGAUUGUAUGGUUCAAAGUAAGUUAAAAUGAGAGAAUAACUUUUUUAUCGUACGAAAUUUUAGAGAAUUUUGCGAGGAAAAUAUUUCGCUUACAUCAUUUAUACGUGUUUUACGAAUGAUAAUCCAGCCUUAUAAAAAUAUUAUACUCAGAUUUUCUCACUAUCGAAGUAUACACAUAUGUGUAUAUAUCAUUCAGUUAUCUGUACGUCACGUUUCACUUACACUGAACAAUGAAUAUUCGACUAAUAUUAUCGAGAGAGUAAACCACGUGUGGUAACGAAUCAAUUCGCCCACGAUCGACGAGGAUAUAUCCCAAGGUAUAAACUGGAAUUGAUUUAAAUUUCAGCCACAAUCUAAAAGUGAACUAUGGAACGAAAUUAACCGUAGCCGCAAUACGGUUUUCUCCCUAUCAAAGAUAUUUCUAUCAAAUACCGCUAGCUUCAUUCGCUUCUUGUUCACAUUGACGAGAAAGUAAUUCGAUAGGAUUCACACGAGCAACUAGAUUUAAAAAUUUUAUAAAUAUAAAUUUUUAUUUAUACCGAGAGUAGAAGAUAUAUGAUCUUGAAGACGGCAUUUCUUAUGAAUACUUUGACAAAAUUAUGUUUUACUACUGCAUUUUACUGAUGUUUAUUCAUGAAUUUAAUGAGUCUAAUUAUAUAAUAUGAACAAAGAUAUAAUUACGAUUGUAGUCAAUUAGCUCAUAUUAUUUGCUAUAUAAUUCAGAAUUUUAUUAUAAUUUAAAAAUAUCAGAAAAUACUUACAAUUGUUGUAGUGGUUUAAUUGUUGUAAUUUAUAACAAUGUAAUUAAAGUACUAAAUAUAAUACAAUAAUACAAUAAUAUAAUUAAAGUAAUAAAAAUGUUAUGUUUGAACAUUUAAGAUGUUUAGUUUAAAUUUUAUUUAAAUUUAGUGUAUGUAACAAAAGUCUAACAAUAAGUGACACGAUUUUACUGAAAGUUAGUUUGAUUUUUCGUUAGUAACAAUAAUGGAAAGCAGUUGACAGUUUUUAUCAAUAAAAAAAUAAUUUAUUAUAACUGUCAAAUUUAUAUCUCCCAUAAGUUGCAAUAAUACACAUCAUAUUUAAUAGAUUCUUUAUAUUACUAAAACUAAAAUUAUACUAUGGAUUAAAAGAUUGAAAGUAAUAGCUUGUGUUCAAAAUAACUAUUUGAAUCAAUCAUGUUUAUUUAUGUUGAAAAUGUAUAAAAAUAUCAAUUACUAUAGAUAUAUAUAGUUACUCACCUAACUCUCCAUGUUGUGGAAAAGCAUAUAAACUCUGUCGUGUCCUUUGUCAAUGACCAUACUGUCUGUGCUUAGUGUUUUUCACUCACUAAUUUUCAUGAUUUUUAUAUUCUUUUCUUCCUGUAAAUGAUAAAGAUAUUUGACAAUAUAAAAAACGAAUCUGAAACCUACUGAUUUUAAUCUUUACCUGAUGUUGUUUGGACACACUUCUUUUUACUGUUCUUCCCACUUAAAACGCACGUUAAAUCGAUAAAUUAUAUCGAUAAUAUAUCGAAUAUCGAAUAUCGAUGUGUAAUUACGUUUUUUUAGUGGCGCUGUAAUCUUUCUUAACGCUGAGUCGAUAAUGUCACAUGUGACAAGUAAAUGAUAAAGCAGUUCUUCAAUAACACGCUGAACAGUUUUAAACGCGUAUCAGCUUACAAAUAAUAUAUUUUAAAAUAUUCAUAUUCUAAAAUUCAAUAUACUUCUGUAACACACACACACACACACACACACACACACACAAAAUUUUGAGUCUUACAUCGGUCUUAUUACUUGAUAUUUCAAGACGUAUUUCACAUCAUAGACGUAAAUUCCAUCAAUCACAUAACAUAUUUGGCAACAGAUUACGUCAACUAUAUUUAUAUCUUUGAAAUACAUAUUUGAUUUUUUUUUUAAUUUUUAUAUUAAAUAAACUUCAGACUGAUAUCAGCUUAGAAUCGGAUGCAUAA
Messenger RNA from Heterotrigona itama, 2004 nucleotides. The record is from the annotation of a GenBank genome assembly. NCBI's taxonomy places the organism in Eukaryota, Metazoa, Arthropoda, Insecta, Hymenoptera, Apidae.